GUCACACACUCCCAUCUUUUACAUCUUUCUACCUAAAUUGGACCAAAAGUUUUUAUAUUUUUCAAUCCAUUUUGGACUAUAAAUUUGGUCCUUCUAUCAUUCAUUUCCAAACCUUCGAAACAGAAGGUUAAUUUCGAAACGCCAUUCUUCUCAUUGUGCUCGAGAAAUCCAAGAUCGCGAAUCAAUUGUGGAUCAAUGGCAGAUUCGUGCUCCGUCAAUAGCCCUAGAAGAAUAUUGAGUGUAUCAAAGAGACAAAGAGCUAGAGAUGAGAAAAGUCCUAGAUUUGGACUAUCGGGAGAGCAUGGCCCCAAACCUUCGAAAGUUUACAACUUCGUCGGUUCAAUCCCAACCGUCGUUGCUACAGUUAUAUACUUUAUUUGCGCAUAUCUUCCUGAGUAUUUCCUUCGUUCCCUUGGAAUCUAUUAUUAUCCUAGCAGGUACUGGGCUCUAGCGGUGCCAGUUUAUGUAAUGGUUUCAAUAGCAUUAGCAUUGAUGUUCUACAUUGGUCUUAACUUUUUGUCCACUCCAUCCCCAACUUCCUUUCAUAUCAUCUUUGAUGAAUUCAGUAAAGAGCCAUCUAUCUCUGCUUGUUCGAAACAAGAUCAGCCUAUCCAACCGAUAUCUGAUAUUGGUAUCAACAGAAUUAACGAGGUUAUGUUCAAUAAUAAGAAAUGAUAUUGACAACUCUAAAG
Cucumis melo (muskmelon) is the source of this 692-nucleotide messenger RNA. RefSeq names its product phosphatidylinositol N-acetylglucosaminyltransferase subunit P-like. The transcript has 3 exons. NCBI's taxonomy places the organism in Eukaryota, Viridiplantae, Streptophyta, Magnoliopsida, Cucurbitales, Cucurbitaceae. Bases 196 to 675 code for a protein of 159 amino acids. The record is from RefSeq and is a predicted model, not a curated record.